Telopea speciosissima is the source of this 2828-nucleotide messenger RNA. RefSeq names its product protein ALTERED PHOSPHATE STARVATION RESPONSE 1-like. The coding region runs from base 52 to 2523 and encodes 823 amino acids. The record is from RefSeq and is a predicted model, not a curated record. The transcript has 5 exons. Lineage: Eukaryota; Viridiplantae; Streptophyta; Magnoliopsida; Proteales; Proteaceae.
AUCUUUUUCGGGUGAAAUUUCUCAAUUUCUUCGUCCCUAGCCGGGAGGGACAUGGGCUGUACCAGUUCAAAGGUCGAUGACCUGGAGGCCGUCAAGCUCUGCCGCGAGCGCUGCGAUUAUCUGGAAAAGGCAAUCCGGCAGCGUUACGCCUUCGCCGAUGCUCAUAUCGCUUACAUACACUCUCUCAAAGGGAUUGGUCUCUCCUUGGAGCGCGUCUUCGAUCAAGAUCUCGACAAGUCCACUUCUCCCCCUUCCCCUGUUCUUCCUCUCCCCACUCAUAAAAAAGGUGUUACCAUCAACGUUGCAGCAGAGCCUUCCAGCUUUCCCCCUCCCGCAGCUGCUAUAGCUCGUGAUUCUAAUUCCAAUUCGGAUUCUCAUAUUCAAUUCCAUUCCGAUUCUGAAGACGAAGACCAUGAUGACUUUGACGAUGAUGACUCCGGAUCUCUCCAUCACCAUUCUGGUCACUCGUCUCCUCUGCAUCAUCAUCCUCCCCCUCACGACUUCCACCAGAAUUAUCAGCACGAUCAGGGUCCCGAGGCUUCGUUCCGAGGUGGGUUCAUGACCAUGAAUUAUAUGAGAAAUCGUCCCAUGCCCUCCGUGUCUUACGAGCAGCGACCCAUGAGUCCAGACGUCGUACGUGUUGAAGCUUCUUCUUCUUACUAUCCUAACUCCUACCCUAACCAUGACCCCGCUCCUUACCCUUCUAACUCUUACUCUAACUAUGGCGGUUUCUUCGGUGCUUACGGUGGUUCUUCCUCUACUCCGCAGCACAUGGCUGCACCACAGUCGUCCUCAACGUCUUCCAAACCCCCUCCGCCACCGCCUUCACCGCCGAGGAACUCGCCUUGGGAUUUCUUGAACCCUUUCGAAGCUUUGGAGAGGUAUAAUAACCCUCCUUACACUCCCAGCCGUGACUCCAAGGAAGUGAGAGAGGAAGAAGGGAUUCCUGAUUUGGAGGACGAAGAAUUUAACCACGAAGUUGUCAAGGAAGUCCAUGGCGUCCAGAAGUUUGUUGAUGAUAGUGAAAAUGGGAAUUACUAUAAGAAGGUGGCAGAUGAUGAGGAGGAGCGCGGAAAUAAUGAUGGGGAGGCAUCACUUUACCAAACGAGGCCCAGUGUCUCUGUGGAAGGGGUAGAAUAUGAUGUUCAUUCGGUCGACAAGAAUGUGAUUGCAAACGAAGAGCGCUCUGAGGAUCAGGUCAAUGUGGCUGCUUUUAAGGCUCGGGUUCGCCUUCGUGGUGUGUCAGAGGUUGUGGUGGAAAUCAAGAUUCAGUUUGAGAGAGCUGCAGAGUCCGGCAGUGAGGUUUCCGGGAUGCUCGAGGCUGGAAAGCUACCUUAUCGCAAGAAAAAAUCAGUUUAUCAAGUUUCCUCCAAGAUGUUGCAUGUGAUUACUCCUCUAUCAGUGGUAUCCUCACAGCCUUCCACUUCUAAAAGUUCUGAGGCAUCAUCCUCCACCGAGAUGAGUAGUUCUGCUUACGGGGUGGACUUUGACGAGGGUGCGGGGACGAGGUCAAGGUCGGCAAAUCUAUCAUCUACUUUGCAAAAGCUGUACAUGUGGGAAAAAAAACUCUAUGAUGAAGUCAAGGCUGAGGAAAAGAUGCGGGUAUUGCAUGACAGAAAGCGGAAGCGACUGCUGAGAUUGGACAAGAAGGGUGCUGAGGCUCACAAAGUUGACUCCACUCAAACUCUAGUCAGGAAUUUAUCUACCAAAAUAAGGAUUGCAAUUCAAGUUGUUGAUAAGAUAUCAGUUAAGAUAACUAAGUUGAGGGAUGAAGAGUUGUGGCCUCAACUUAAUGAAUUAAUUCAUGGGUUAAUUAGAAUGUGGAAACUUAUGCUUGAAUGCCAUCAGAAUCAGUGCCAAGCUAUUACAGAAGCUAAAAGCUUAGAUGCCAUUAUAUCUAGCAGAAAGUUCAGCGCUGCUCAUCUUGAAGCUGCAAUGCAGCUUGAACAUGAAGUCCUUAAUUGGAUUUCUAAUUUCUCCAGUUGGAUUGGCGCCCAGAAGGGCUAUAUUACAGCCUUGAACAAUUGGCUUCUGAAAUGUAUUUAUGAUGAACCAGAAGAAACACCUGAUGGAAAACCUCCCUUUUCUCCAGGUAGGAUCGGUGCACCCCCUGUUUUUGUGAUUUGUAACCAGUGGUCACAAGCCAUGGAGAGAAUCUCAGAGAAGGAGGUGGUUGAUGCGAUGCUGGCUUUUGCAGUGGGCUUGCGGCAUAAUAUAGAUCUGUUGCAGACGAUGACAACUGGGGAUGUGGAGCGAAAAGUAAAGGGCUUAGAGAGGGAAGAACAGAAGAUGCAGAAGGCAAUUCAGGCGCUAGAUAAGAAAAUAGAUAUGGUUUCUGGGCAGGGCACUGGUGUGCUUGUGCAUCAGAGAGAUAUGAGUAAUAUUAGUAGUUUGCAGUCUGGUCUGAAGCAGAUCUUUGAUGCCAUGGAGAGGUUCACAGCCAAUUCUAUGCAAGCCUAUGAAGAGCUUCAUGUACGUAUUGAGGAAGGUAGGCUUGCACAAGAAAAUGUCAGGGUUCCUUAGAAAUCACUUGAGAGAUAUUAAUGCCAUCCCUCUGCAAUGAUAUCUGAUUCCUUGGUUCCUCAAUUAAUCCUUCCUGAAGAAUAUCGGAAGUUUGUACAGUUUUUGAAAAGGCUGGAGCAGGCUUCUGAAGUACCAUUAAUAUUGAUGGGAGUCCUUUCACACACCUCGAUCCUUGAUCAUUUCUUCUAAAUCUGAGGCAGUGGCUGUUUUAGCCCCUGGCAUUUCAGGUUGUUUUGGGUUUAUGGUAAAGAGACCAUGGAAUUACCAUUGCUGAACUUCAUAGAUUCUUCUUGAAGUUUUGAGGA